Molecule: messenger RNA, 2738 nt
Organism: Branchiostoma floridae (Florida lancelet)
Lineage: Eukaryota; Metazoa; Chordata; Leptocardii; Amphioxiformes; Branchiostomatidae
Exons: 2
Coding region: 22-939 (305 amino acids)
Source: RefSeq, a predicted model, not a curated record
ACAUCGGACAGUAUUCACGUUAUGAGCCCGAUCAGUCUAAAUCAGAGUUAUAUUCUUACAUCGGACAGUAUUCACGUUAUGAGCCAGAUCAGUCUAAAUCAGAGUUAUAUUCUCACAUCGGACAGUAUUCACGUUAUGAGCCCGAUCAGUCUAAAUCAGAGUUAUAUUCUCACAUCGGACAGUAUUCACGUUAUUGGCCCGAUCAGUCUAAAUCAGAGUUAUAUUCUCACAUCGGACAGUAUUCACGUUAUGAGCCCUAUCAGUCUAAAUCAGAGUUAUAUUCUCACAUCGGACAGUAUUCACGUUAUGAGCACGAUCAGUCUAAAUCAGAGUUAUAUUCUUACAUCGGACAGUAUUCACGUUAUUGGCCCGAUCAGUCUAAAUCAGAGUUAUAUUCUCACAUCGGACAGUAUUCACGUUAUGAGCCAGAUCAGUCUAAAUCAGAGUUAUAUUCUUACAUCGGACAGUAUUCACGUUAUGAGCCCGAUCAGUCUAAAUCAGAGUUAUAUUCUUACAUCGGACAGUAUUCACGUUAUGAGCCAGAUCAGUCUAAAUCAGAGUUAUAUUCUUACAUCGGACAGUAUUCACGUUAUGAGCCAGAUCAGUCUAAAUCAGAGUUAUAUUCUUACAUCGGACAGUAUUCACGUUAUGAGCCCGAUCAGUCUAAAUCAGAGUUAUAUUCUUACAUCGGACAGUAUUCACGUUAUGAGCCAGAUCAGUCUAAAUCAGAGUUAUAUUCUUACAUCGGACAGUAUUCACGUUAUGAGCCCGAUCAGUCUAAAUCAGAGUUAUAUUCUUACAUCGGACAGUAUUCACGUUAUGAGCCAGAUCAGUCUAAAUCAGAGUUAUAUUCUCACAUCGGACAGUAUUCACGUUAUUGGCCCGAUCAGUCUGAAUCAGAGUUAUAUUCUCACAUCGGAAACCUGCGCCACAUGGUGACUCAAGUUGGCAGAAGAAUUAGAGACGGGGAAAUAACAGAUGAAUGUCUGUCUUGAAAUGAGUAAAAUGUGAGAUAAUCGUCACAUCGGGUUUCAGCUGCUCCCAGCGUCACACACGAGAGGCGGCCUGGGCAGAACACGCCUCUCCAGUCACCUAAUACAUAUAGUAGUAUUAUACAUUAGAUAGGGAUAACAAACUAUAAGGUGCAGUAUUAUACAUUAGACACUGAUAACAAACUACAAGGUGCAGUAUUAUACAUUAUAUAGGGAUAACAAACCACAAGGUGCAGUAGAUUGUUAACCUUCGCCUUCACGUAUCAGACACGUGGUUCUUUGGAUAUCAUCCUGAAGGGGUUUGGACUUUGGACGAAUGCUGUCGUCAUCUUCUUUUAUGGUAAAUCAUUAGAUAUAAGUUGACACAUCUACUUGGCUGUAAAACAAUGGGAGCAACUUGAACUCGAUGGGCGCCACGACAACUGCAGCACAAUGCUGGGGAAGAAGGAAUUCUGGAACUUAUGGAUUAAUGAGUCCAACUGGCGUCGGAUUUAUCAAAAUAUCGACUUUCAGAUAAAUUCCUUAAAGAAACUAGCUGCUAUUAUACGGCUUACGUCGAUGAGUCACCGACGCGGCAAUGUUACUGAUAAAGAUAGUUGGUGCAGUCCGAAACGUCUGACCGUUUCCAAAAUUAUAUCCAGUUGCUUCAGUAACUGCUUUUGGCGUAUUGCACGGCUUUUUAGUAAAACAUCGAGAAUUAUAGAAAAUUAAUUAUUGGACUUAACAAAUUUAAAGAAAUAAUUGAAACUGAACAGUUUAGUUCCUUUCCUUCUGUAUCCCGGCAUUGUGUUUAGCGAGUCUGUAGUUUAUCAGUUGAUCACAUAGUCGGCGACAUGGUUACUCCAUGAUGACGUCAGUCUGACAAUCCGUCACCAUGUUGCCCGGAUGUAGCCCUCAGGUCUGCCAGCGUUUUAACCUCCCCAAUUACGUCAUACCAUUCUCAUUACGUCAUGCAACCGUAAUUACGUAAAACCAUACCAAUACGUAGUGCAACACACAGUACCUCUUACCACCCUCAUUACGUCAUGAUAUCCUCAUUACGUCAUAACAUCCCAUACGUCAUGCCAUCCACUCGGCUGCAUUCCUAACAUAUGACGCCAUUUAGACGAUGACUGUAAAGACCAGACUAAAAAAAGUAGCCAUCAGGACGGUUAAGAUGCUGGUAGUUUCCCUGAUAAGGAUUUAUAUUGUCAAGAUUUAUGUAGUAAGGGUUACUUGAUAAGGCAUGUGUGAUAAGGGUUACACUGUAAUUAGGGUUAUGUAAAAGUGCUAUGUAAUAAGAGUUAUGUUCUAAGGGUUUUGUGGUAAGGCUUAUGAAAAAUUAAGAUAAUUAGAGUGCUCAUUAAAGUUAGUUAUAUACACAUGUAACCGGAGAUAUGCUGUUCUUAGUUGAAUAAGGGUCUGGCGUCAAUGUUGUACUGAAUACUAACGUCGACGUUUUUCAAGUCAAGACAACCGAACUGAAAUUAGUUACAGGGAACAGACUAACAUAAUCCCUGUCAAACAGCAGCAUGACAAUCUUUGAUGCAUAUUUCACUAAUCUGAAUUGUAGAGUGACUAUAUAUGUUUAGCACUUGGUUAGUAAGAAAAUUAACAUCUUUGAGUGUAAAAAUCUAUCCUAGAGCUGGUUUCCUAGAUGUGUAACAUUGCACAUUGUAGCUCAAAUAUAUUCUUGCUUAAAACAUUGUUAGCUUGUAUCGUUUAUUUUACAUGUACUCGGAAUAAACAUGCAGUUGUCGCCAAAAA